AACCCGGCGUCGAGACUCUCGCCACCAGCACUCGUGCUAAAAAUCCCCAACCCUCAGUACUACGGAAAAUUCACUUAUAUACUAGUAUCAACCGUCAGUGGCCAGAUCUUCUUUCUAUUCGCCCUCAGAGUUCAGGCACUGGAACUACCUCACGGCAAGGACGCCCUUCCCCGCAUCACUGGGUUAGGCUGGGUUGUAUUGGGCGUAGGCGCCCGCUCCUCCUGCGCUCGGAAAGAUAUUCUCUUCCCGCAUCCUGAGCUGAGAGCCACACAACUUCACACCUCAACGCGAGAAGGCCUGAACAGCAAAUGCUCGAGCGAGACGGCCAUGGCGUUUCUUAAGCGUGGGUCCGAGCAUCGCGCGAAACUACGCCAGGCCGUCCGUGGGCUUUUCAGCACUCAGUCAGGCACCGGGGGGAACCCCUCUCAUCACGCACCUGAGGGCAGCCACACAGCCGAAAGCCACAAAGAACCUACCCCCGUCGCCAGUGAAGCCUCCAAAAGCGCGAUCGUGAACUGCAACAACCAGCCCACGAAUAGCGAACAUCAAGCGCCUAAGCCGUCUCUCUGGGACCGCGCGUAUGAAGCACUGGGUGCAAGUGAUCCGAGACUUGUGGAGGAGUACGAGAGGCUGCUCUCAGAGGAGCUGAAGUCAGCAGAACACGCAACGCAAGCUGCGGGUACGGGAACCCCGCUGGGCCAGAAGCAGCUGCAGGCAAUAGUCGGCCGAUGCCUUGAGCGGCUGGAAGAGAAGAGGCUCGGAGACAUGAUCGCCCAAGUAGGCGGGUUGAUCCUAUGAGCCAAGGGGUUCAUCUCGCAGGCCGUACAGGUCUCACCCGAAGCAUCCAUUGCCUGGGCCGCGGUAUCCCUCGUCCUUCCGCUUCUCACAAAUCCCUUGACUGCAGCGGAAGCCAACCGAGACGGGUUCAGUUACGUCACCACUCGGAUGCGCUACUACGCGGCCUUCGAGUCCGAGCUCUUCCGCCUUGGGCAGAGCCGCGGUGAACAGGUAGAGGAGGUGACGGUGCAGAUUGUGGAUCUCUACGAGCAGAUCUUGGACUUCCAGCUCCGGAGCGUCGUCCGAUUCUACGCAAACCGCUUCAAAGACUUCUUGCGUGACGUCGUGCUUUACGACGGCUGGAAUGAGAAGGUGCAGAAAAUCAAGGAGAUGGAAGAUAUGAUCUUCCGAGAGCUGACCCAGAUCAAUGAUUUCGCAUCGCGAACCGAGUUAGAAGAUCUCCGAAAAGCCGGCGAGGAGUCCCUC
Chaetomium strumarium is the source of this 1263-nucleotide messenger RNA. RefSeq lists its product as uncharacterized. The record is from RefSeq and is a predicted model, not a curated record. Lineage: Eukaryota; Fungi; Ascomycota; Sordariomycetes; Sordariales; Chaetomiaceae. The annotation marks the transcript as partial. The transcript is spliced from 2 exons.